Molecule: messenger RNA, 2550 nt
Organism: Eimeria tenella
Lineage: Eukaryota; Apicomplexa; Conoidasida; Eucoccidiorida; Eimeriidae
Product: structural maintenance of chromosome domain-containing protein, putative
Exons: 23
Coding region: 1-2550 (849 amino acids)
Biological process (GO): mitotic sister chromatid cohesion
Cellular component (GO): chromosome
Molecular function (GO): cohesin loader activity; double-stranded DNA binding; ATP binding
Source: RefSeq, a predicted model, not a curated record
AUGAGCGACUUAUUUGCUCCGCUGGUCAUAUUCUUCUUCUCAAAAGUUGGCCAUAAUGGUAGUGGCAAGUCAAAUAUUCUUCUAGGAGUCUCUUUCGUGCUCGGAGAAAUCGGAAACUCUGCCGCAGAGAGACGCCUACUUCUUCAUGAAGGGAUACACGGUCGAGUGGCCAGCGGCUUUGUCGAGCUGAUGCUGAACAAUGCAAAUAGACAACUCUGCAUGUUUAAUGCGGAUUCUGUAAUAAUUCGUCGCUCCUUUUCCCUAAGCUCUGACGACAUCACCGUGCAAGGCAAUUUAGUUAGGUCCUUACGUUUGCGUGCUUUUGUGCUUGACGUAUUCAGCAAGGCGGAAUUCGAACAGCUUAUUGAAUGUGCAAGUCUAUCUGGUGGUGGCGACCGUGUGGGCCGCAGCGGCACUAGCAGCACUUUUAUAAUUCAUCAAGGACGAAUACAGGAGGUUGCGUUGCUCUCUGCUGCUGGUCGACUGCGUCUGCUUCUGUCUGCUGGCUCUGGCGCCUUCAUUGAUGCAAAAGCCAAGGAGACCGAACAGCUACUUCAGCAAGCAGCAGUCGAGCAGGAUGCUGUCACAAGGACGCUCAACGAUCUCGAAAAGCAGCUCAAUGACAUGGAUAAAGAAAGGCAGGAACUACGUCUUUGUGUCGAGAUGGAGAAAGAGAAGUCACAUAUUGAAGCUGCCAUACAUCAGGCGGACUGGCUACAAGCAACAGAAGCCCUUAGGCAGUUAGAACAGCAACAAGAGAAGCAUCGGUCGUCCGUCCGCCGCCUUGCUGCUGCUGCUGCCGAAGCCGAGUCGAUGCGAGACGAAGCAGCAACCCAGCUGGCGAAUUGUAAACUGAAGCCCUCAGCAAGCCCAAACCCAACGAUUCUUCUGCAGUGCCAGGAAACCCGUUUGCGUUUGGAGUCAGGUCUUCUAGCUGAGAGGGCGGAAACCCAGCAGCAGAAAUCUGAUACUGCAAAGAAAGCACUAGAGGAGAAGAAACGGCAAAUGCGGCAAAUCCAGAAGGAACUAGAGGACAGCUUGAAGCCUCAGCAUGAUGCUGCUGUCUCUGCCUAUCGAAAAGCACAGCUGGAACAUGCACAGCUGCAGCAGCAGCUACAGCAGCUUCAGCAACGCUCAACUCGCUCGGUUGUAUCUACAGCAGCACGGCAAGCGGCAAUAAAAGAAGAACUUAAAGAAACAGAGCAACAACAAAGAGCAGAUGCGGCAGAGUAUAAGCAAAACAAACGAAAGGCUGAGCUGCUAAGAAAGGAAGUAGAAGAAGCGCAAAUGGCGGCAGCGGCAAAAGCAGCUGCCGCAGCAGCAGCAGCGGCAAUUGUGAAAGAAACGACAAGACAAAUUUCCAGCCUAAAAACGCCGCUCGAAGAGGUGGUGGAGCAGCAGCGGCAACAACAAGCAAGGCUUUCAAACUUACUACAGCAGCGUAAUGCUGCAGCAACGAGUAUUCGGACAGCCACAGAAGAGAUCGCUAAGAGGGAAGGCUGGGACCAAGGUGGAGGCAUUGCAGCACCUUUAGCUAGCUUCCUGCACGUCGAUACUGAGUACCAUCGUGCCGUUGAAUCUGUAGGGGGGUACUGCUUGUUUCACUUCGUUGUUAAAGACUCUGCAAAGGCGUUGGAAGCAGUGGCCCGUCUCAAGCAGCAGCAGCAGGAGCAGAAGGGUUCGCUUCUACAACGGAAGUGCUGUGUCUCUGUCAUCCCCAUAAAGGAUGUAGCUGAGCAGCAGCAGCGCCAAAAUAGCCGGCGGCACCAACAACUGCAGCAGCGUCUUCUCGAGGAAGGUGUCGCGAUGCCACUCACGGAAUGUAUUCAGAUUUUGCCUGAGGCAGCAGGAGAGCAUGCGACUGCUCUCGAGACGUACGUGCAUACUGUCUUCUCUCGUUCCCUUCUCGUGCCUUCUCUGGAUACACCUGAGGUUCAGAAGUGGAACAAUAUGGGUUUCGACUGUGUCAACAUAGAAGGGGACGUAUCCUUUGCUUCUGGUGCCAUGAGGGGAGGCGGGCACCCCAAGGGAGACAAACUUGGGGCUUAUUUCGCUUUGCGCGAGUAUAAGAAGAAACACAAGGACAUUAGUGUCGAGUUAGAUUGCCAGCAGCAAAUGCUUGUACAACUCCAGCAAAGACACAAGGAACUGUUGCAGCAAGAGCAAAUAUUGAUAGAAAAACGAAUGGAAGCUUGUCAUAACGCCGAGACAGCAUUAGCAGAGCAACAGCAAAGCGAGAUGGCCCACCGCGCUGCCACCUCCCUACUCUCCGCUUUGAAAGAAGAAGAAACGGCAACCGCAACGCGUGCUGCAGCUCGCAAACAGCUUGUUCAGUCCCUACGCCACGAAGCCUUACACGCCAGGCAGCCUGCACUAACUGCUGCAGAAGAGCAGCAGUUGAAGCAGCUACCACAGCUGCUCCAGCAGCAGCAAGAACAGCUGCUGCAGCUUCUACGCCGAGUUGAAGAGACAGGUGGAUCCAUCAGCAAGGCAGAACAACUACUUGAGGUCUCUUUGCGAAGAGCGAUCGACCGUGUAAUUAAGCUCUGA